This is a messenger RNA of Caenorhabditis angaria, 867 nucleotides long. The record is from the annotation of a GenBank genome assembly. Lineage: Eukaryota; Metazoa; Nematoda; Chromadorea; Rhabditida; Rhabditidae.
AUGUAUAAUAUGAGAAUAACAAUGUUAAAUACCCAUGUUUGGAGUACAAUAAGUGAUUUAGUUAUCGGAACUUUGACAAUACCAUAUUUAUUUUUUCCCGCAAUUGCUGGAACUCCUUUAGGAUUCUUCAAUUAUUUUGAAAUUAGUCCUUUCAUUCAAACAUAUAUCGCAACUUGUUGUAUUGCGGAAGUUGGUUCAAGUAUUGUUCUACUUUUUGAGAAUAGAUAUUUCUAUGCAGUUUCGGAAAAAUAUCGCAUAAAUAAUCCAAUCUACCGUAAUCUCUUUACAAUAAUAAACUGUUCUAUUGCUUUUCUGUUCAUAAUUCCACUAUAUUUCAAUAUUCCUGACCAAAUUUUGAGUAAAUUCCUAAUAAUUAUCUCAUAUGAAUGUUUAUCAAAUGUUAUAAAUACACAUCAAAUAACAAUUCUCACAAUGGAUCCAAAAAUUGUUGGAAUCUUGUUCAUUUUUAUAACUGUAUUUCUAUUCGGUCAAUGUAUAUUUUUCUUCGUUUAUUCUGCGAUUUCCUUAUAUAUUUCCUCAAAAAACACAAUUUUAUCCGAACGAACAAAAUAUUUACAAAGAAAAUAUUUUAUAUCAGUUUGUAUUCAAAUAUCAGUUCCAAUGUUACUUGUUGUUUUGCCAGUUUAUUAUUUCACAUUUUCAAUAAUUAUGGAUUAUUACAAUCAAGAUUUGAAUAAUUUGAGUUUUAUGAUAAUAUCAAUGCAUGGUUUCGUUUCAACAAUCACAACUAUUUUUAUAUACGAUCAUUAUCGAAAUUAUACUUUUAAUCUAUUUUCAUGCAGAAAAGAUCGAAGAACUUCAAUUAUUUCAUUGAAAACAAUCGGAGAAACCACUUUUGUUCGAUGA